UUGUAGCCGUCAACACAAGUUCACUGGUGGCCAGCGAUUAGCUAAUCACAAUGGCUACUUUUAUGAAAGUGACUUGCUUAGCCAUCCUAUUGAGCAGCACUCACGCCGGAUACCUUCAUGGGAAUCACCAUCAUGCACCGCCUAGCAGCUUAGGAUCUGGUGGAUACCAUUCCUACGCACCCAGCUUCUCACCUAGCAGCUUCCCUGCUGGAUCAUUACCGUCGGCUACAUACUCCGGAGCGGGAUUAAUAGGCGGUGGCCACUCACAUGGCAGUGCCGUCCUGGACUCUUCACUGUCUGGAUCUCAUGGCCACCACGGUCUUGGUGGAGGAUCAGGAAUUAUUGGCGGUGGCGCUGUCCUCGGCGGAUCGAGCCUCGGAAGUUCCGGACUGGGUGGAUAUGGAUUCGGUCACGGUGGAUCCAGCCUUGGAAGUGGUGUUGGGCUCGGGGGAGCAAGUCUAGCUGGUGGUGCCAUUGGCGGCGGUGUCAUUAGCGGUCCCGCUUUCGCCAGCUCCAUUGGAAGUGGAGUUAUUAAAGGUUCUGGAUUAUCGGGUGUCGUAAAUGGCGGAGGUGUUAUUGGCGGUCCUGGUUUCGCCGGUGGCGCCACUGGAGGUGGACCCGGAUUAUCUGGUGGCGCAAAUGGUGUUUUUGGCGGUCCCGGUUUCGCCGGUGGCCCCAUUGGUGGCGGUGUUAUUGGCGGUCCUAGUAUCGGUGGUGACGCAAUUGGCGCCGGCGUCAUUGGUGGUCCUGGUUUAACUGUCCCUGGAGGUCAAUCCCCACCACCCGGCGCUAAAGCUCCAGUUAUCGAAGAAAUCCAUGGUCUUGCCAACGGUAAUGGUGCUCCUACUCAGUACCGCGUCCGUGAAGAACCCUACCAAGUCUUUAGGGAGGUGACCCACAGAGUUCCACAGCCCGUGCCUUACCCCGUGCCCCAGAGAGUUGAAAUCCCCGUACCGCAACCCUACCCCGUUCAAGUUCCAGUUGUCAGGAAUGUUCCCGUGCCAGUCGUGAAGGUUCAGCAAGUCAAAGUAGACAAGCCGGUGCCCUACCCUGUUGAAAAGAUCGUGAAGGUCCCUUACGAGAGAGUUGUAGAGGUGCAGGUUGACAACCCUGUGCCAGUAGAGAAGAUCGUUAAAGUGCCAGUCGUGAAGGUAGUCAAAGUGCCCGUCCCCGUUGUGAAGACAUACGCCGUACCUCACGUGAAGACUGUGCACCACCAAGCCCACCAGAGCCACGGCCACAGCAGCCACGGUAGCCACGGUAGCCACAGCAGCGGUUGGUCCAGCUGGUAAUCCCUAACUGGAUGACCAAAGACCCCUGUACAUAGUAUAAUCGUCACAAACCUAGUCCGGUCUAUUGUAAAUAUAGUCGCUUCAUAGCUCAUCGUGAGGCUGCAAUCUAGGGUGAUAACUAAGUCAUUAAUUUAGGUGAACAUACUUGGUGUAUGUUCUUGUAAUGUUUGCUGUAAAUAGUAACGUUAUGCUCUGUAAGUUUAAU
This is a messenger RNA of Helicoverpa zea (corn earworm), 1497 nucleotides long. It is a transcript of the gene CPG7, whose product is annotated as loricrin-like. The record is from RefSeq and is a predicted model, not a curated record. Bases 51 to 1292 code for a protein of 413 amino acids. The transcript is spliced from 2 exons. NCBI's taxonomy places the organism in Eukaryota, Metazoa, Arthropoda, Insecta, Lepidoptera, Noctuidae.